AUGUCCGAAGACGCCCCCCAGAAACCAUCCAAACUCCCCAUCAUAGUGAACAAACCCACUCCCUACACAUUCGAUCUCGGUCUCCUCCUCGCCGAAGACCCCAAUCCGCUUCUCCUCACCACCUCCGCAAAUCUCGAAGAUGAUCUAGCUGCGACUGCUAGAGAUGGCGCGCAAGCACUAUUGAACCAAUUGUUGAGCACCUGUCCCAUCGCAUCGACGCCCAAUGGUGUAUUGCUGAGCUUACCUGGGAUUGCUACCAAGCUGCCUCGUGAAAAGCCUCUCCCUCCUCCAGUCGCCCAAACCACCUGGCAAAAAUUCGCAGCUAAAAAGGGUAUCAAACCCAAGACUGCUGAGGCCAAGAAGAAGCUUGUAUAUGAUGAAUCUACCGGCGAAUGGGUGCCCAAAUGGGGAUAUAAGGGAAUCAACAAGAAGGGAGAAGAUGAUUGGAUUGUGGAGGUCAAUGAGAAUAAGGAGCGCGAGAGAAAGGAGGGAACUGAAAGACAAAAUGAUGGAAGACGGGAAAGAAAAGAAAAGGUUAGGAGGAAUGAGAGAAUGCAAAGGAAGAACGAGAGGAACGAUAGAAAGAAUCACGGAGGAAAGAGGGAUUAA
Botrytis deweyae is the source of this 609-nucleotide messenger RNA. RefSeq lists its product as uncharacterized. Gene Ontology annotation, biological process: ribosomal large subunit biogenesis; ribosome biogenesis; ribosomal large subunit export from nucleus. Gene Ontology annotation, molecular function: protein binding. The record is from RefSeq and is a predicted model, not a curated record. The coding region runs from base 1 to 609 and encodes 202 amino acids. Gene Ontology annotation, cellular component: nucleus; preribosome, large subunit precursor; nucleolus. NCBI's taxonomy places the organism in Eukaryota, Fungi, Ascomycota, Leotiomycetes, Helotiales, Sclerotiniaceae. The transcript is spliced from 2 exons.